UCGUUCGAUGAGGUCUUGUUAAUAAUAACGUCUUCUCUUCCCAAUUAUUAGGUCAAAAAUAAAUUUAUGUAAACAUUUGCUUUAUGACAAUUUUAUAUCUCGUUUCAAGAGCAAGUAUCUUUUUCUUUUUCGUGAAGUCGUUUAUUUCUGUUGCACGGAUCGUCCGUGAAAACACGUGUAUUUUUUCCAAAUUUUGUAUUCCAAAUAGACAUUUACGAACAUGGAUCUACUGGAUAUAUCGAAAGUGGACAUGAAGGAGCGACUAGAUUUAAUUAACAGAUAUUAUAGCGAAUUAGACUACGUCGAAUAUGAGAGAUACAAACGAAAUAUAUCAAGUAUAAUACCCACACUAUCGCAUGUUACGCAACCUAAGGGUGACAAUUUUGUGAAAAGAUUUUUAAUGACAAUACAAACGAUUUAUGAUUCAAAUUAUUUUUUCGAAUAUAUGGGUUAUCAUAAAGAUAUAUUUACUAUUAUUUGUGAUGUAUUAUACUAUUAUCCAUCGAAUGCUAAUUGGAAAACUCUUAACGAUAUAUCUGUAAAAAUUCAUCAGCGGAUAAUGAUGAAUAUAAACAGUAUAAGACACUACUUUCACGUAAGAGAAUUAAAAACGUAUUUGAAAUAUAUUUCAAAAUUUUGUUUUUACCUCUUAUAAUCAAUAUUUUCCAUAUUUAUAUAGGUCAGAACAUUGAGAUAAUACUUUUUGAAGAUGCAGACUUGUAUGCAGUUAUCUAUUAUUUAAAACUGUUACAUGAAGUAAAG
Pogonomyrmex barbatus (red harvester ant) is the source of this 762-nucleotide messenger RNA. RefSeq lists its product as uncharacterized. NCBI's taxonomy places the organism in Eukaryota, Metazoa, Arthropoda, Insecta, Hymenoptera, Formicidae. Gene Ontology annotation, molecular function: oxidoreductase activity. The record is from RefSeq and is a predicted model, not a curated record.